AUGGUUGCCUUUUCCCGCUUAUCUACCGGUCUUUUGGCUCUUGCAGCCCCUGCGUGGGGCAACGUAGUGCUGGAGAAGAUCCAAGCCGUGCCAAAUAGCUGGUCACUCGUCGAGGAAGCAGACACUAGCUCGAACAUCACCCUUUCUAUCGCUUUGUCGCGCCAAAACCUUGAGCAGCUCGAGUCUAAGCUACUGUCUGUGUCUACCCCUGGUCAGAGCACUUACGGCCAAUUCCUUGACAUCGAUGAAGUCAAUGCUCUGUUCCCCCUUACCGAUCACUCGGCGGUGGCUUCUUGGCUUACUGAGGCGGGCGUCACCAAUAUCUCACGUCAGGGCGGUUUGAUCAGCUUUGCCACUACAGUCGGGACGGCCAACAAGCUGCUGAACACCACUUUCUCGGUCUACGAGAAAGCAGGGACUCAAAAGGUGCGGACUACCCAGUACUCGGUUCCAGACAGCUUGAGCGGUUCCAUCGACUUGAUUUCGCCAACUGUUUUCUUCGGCAAGACUCGCGCCGAGCGCUCUGCCUCCUUUCAAUCUCUGAAGGUGGCCAAAAGAUCAAGCAGCAGCUCCUCUGUCUCCCAGCAUAUUACUCCUGCUCUGCUAAAACAGCAAUACAAUAUUGACUAUACCCCUAAAGCAUCGUCUGGCAGCAGAAUCGGUUUUGGAAGCUUCUUGGGCGAGUCCGCUCUGUAUUCGGAUCUCGAUCUGUUCACCGAGCGAUUCGGCAUCCCGCAGCAGAACUUUACAGUGGAGCUGAUUAACGGUGGCGUGAACAAUCAAACCUACGACGGGGGUGAAGCCGACCUGGAUGUGCAGAACAUUGUCGGACUCGUGCAUCCUCUGCCGGUAGUGGAAUUCAUUACUGCCGGAUCUCCCCCGUUUAUUCCCAACGUCCUACAGUCUACGGACACAAACGAGCCCUACGUGGAGUACUAUGAGUAUCUGUUGGCCAAGUCCAACGACGAGCUGCCGCAGGUUAUCACAAACUCCUAUGGUGACGACGAGGAUACUGUCCCUUAUGCCUAUGCUACUCGCGUUUGCAACCUGAUUGGCUUGAAUGGUCUACGCGGUAUCUCGGUCCUUGAAUCUUCUGGCGAUUCUGGGGUCGGUGCGGCUUGUCUUUCUAAUGAUGGAACAAACACCGUUCAGUUCACUCCCUCAUUCCCCGGCACAUGUCCCUAUAUCACGGCCGUCGGUGGUACCCAGGACAUUCCCGAAAUUGCCUGGGUCGAUAGCAGCGGUGGCUUCAGCAACUACUUUGCUCGGCCAUCCUACCAAGCCGCUAAGGUUGAAACAUAUCUGGAGAAGCAUAUCUCGAAGGCCGUGAAGAAGUAUUACACCCCCUAUGUCAACUUCAGCGGUCGGGCAUUUCCGGAUAUCUCCGCAUUUGGUGGUUCACCAUACUAUGAAACUUACGUGAACGGUGAGCUUGAACUCAUUGGGGGCACUUCGGGUUCCAGCCCAGUUGUCGCUGCUGUGAUCGCGCUUCUCAACGAUGCUCGCCUACGCGCGGGUAAGCAUUCACUGGGCUUCCUGAACCCCUGGCUGUACUCGAGUGGAUAUAAGAGUCUCAAUGACAUUACUGGAGGCACGGCGAGUGGUUGCGAUGGCAGUCACGCCGGUGCAGGCUACAUCCCAUGGGCCAGCUGGAAUGCUACUGAGGGUUGGGAUCCGACCACUGGUCUGGGAACUCCUGAUUUCGCUAAGCUGAAGAAGGCCGUGUUGGCUUUGUAAGAAGUUGGACAAUCAAAUAUGUG
This is a messenger RNA of Aspergillus homomorphus CBS 101889, 1760 nucleotides long. RefSeq names its product S53 family peptidase. Lineage: Eukaryota; Fungi; Ascomycota; Eurotiomycetes; Eurotiales; Aspergillaceae. The coding region runs from base 1 to 1737 and encodes 578 amino acids. Gene Ontology annotation, molecular function: serine-type endopeptidase activity; tripeptidyl-peptidase activity. The record is from RefSeq and is a predicted model, not a curated record. The transcript is spliced from 5 exons. Gene Ontology annotation, biological process: proteolysis.